AUGUCGGAUAACUCUCAAGAGCCUAAAGAGUCUGGUCCCGGCGCCUCCAAUCCCACCGAGCAGCCGGAAACCCCCAUCGAACAGCCGAAAGCCCCCGUCGAGCAGCAAGAUAAGCCUCCCGCCCCCGCCUCACCAAGUGCCACUAAGCAGCCCACAACGCUUCUUGUUCAAAAGGGAGAUUCUGCAGAAUCGAUGAAAUCACUGGUUAUGUUGCGGGUCCCGGGCGACAUCAAGGUGCUAUCGGAGCUACGAGAUAUGCUUAAACGGUUCAAGUAUAUGAGCUCUACCGACUCAUUUCUCCACCCAAACAAGUUUCCGAUUCAUAAAGAGGACGAAACUACGAUAGCUUGGAAAGCUGUUACUACCACAAGUCCAGCUAAAACACCCGCUGGGUCUGACGAACCGUCUGAUUCCGCUCCCGGGGACAAAAAGGAAGAGGACCCACCUCAAAAGUCCGAACAACCGAAAAUCAUGAUAAUAUCGAGCUCAUCAGAGGGAAGUAAGCCAGCUAAAGUUUCUCUACCUAAGUUCCCGGAAACACGCUCUCCCGGAGGGCCGGGGGAUCAACCGGAGCCAGAGGAAGUGGAGAUACCCCAGGCAAAAGCAGCAGACGGGCCGCCUGUGAAUGCAAAGACGCUAACAAAGGAGCAGCUAGAUGAGCUAUUUGAAACUAAUAAUGUUUUUGGUGGCGUAUCUUUUACUGGACCUUCAGGAUCAACUAGUAGAAUCUUCGAGUCUCCAGAUGAUUUGUCGCGUUAUAUCUGGGCAGAUGAUGGAUCCCGCCUAGAUAUUCUUCGCACGAGAUACGAGUCUCAGUCAUACAUGUUCAAGCAAGGAGUGUACACCGGAUCUUUGGGGCUAAGCACCGAGUGGUUGAACUUGAAGGCCAAGGUGACCGGCUCUAGCUCUACCGAGGAAACGUAUAGCCAAACCAGUGUAUUUGUGACGGGCGUCUAUCGAUAUCCUAGGGCUUCCAUCCGACUUCCGAUUGCCUUGAUGCAGCCUACCCAGAAAUUCAAGAAUGAACUAGCGGCAGCUUUGUCUGAGACCGGAGAUAAGGUAUUACAGGCCCAGAGACUACGUGACUUUUUUAGAGAGUACGGCCACGCAUUUGCGAGUGAAUUACACUUGGGCGGCCACCUGCAUACAACUCUAACAUCCCAGGCAACUGAUUCCAAAAAAAUCGAAGAGGCUGAACAAAGUAUUCGCGCCGGGCUUUCGUUCCCAUUUGGACUCGGGUUGGGUGGAGGACACAAAUCAGUGAAAAAGGAAAGCGAGGAGGAAUCCAGCUCAUCUUCAAAGCUUAUUGUCGAAGCUGUUGGCGGGGACACAUUGCUCACAUCGAAUCUUACUCUCUGGCCUGCAUCCGUUAUGCCUCAUACCAACUGGAGAAUUACAGAACGAAACGGUCUUCAACUCCUGAUAAAUAUCCUAUCCCUGUUCAGCACGAUACAAAGGGCCCAAGUUAUCCACAUAUUAGAACUAAACGAAAAUCCAUCUCCCAUGGUUCCAUUUGAUCGUGGCCUGACCCUGGAAGCUACGAUAAAGGGUAUCCUCGGAGGAAUGCCUCCAGAAGAAGCCAAGAAAAUGCUCACCAGUAUACAAACCGGGCUUGAACAGGAGCCGAAAGUCUAA
Molecule: messenger RNA, 1635 nt
Organism: Rhizoctonia solani
Lineage: Eukaryota; Fungi; Basidiomycota; Agaricomycetes; Cantharellales; Ceratobasidiaceae
Exons: 6
Coding region: 1-1635 (544 amino acids)
Source: RefSeq, a predicted model, not a curated record